AUGGAACACACGGUGGAGACACUCACCAACCACCAGCCGGCCGCCACGUUCGACAAUGCGAGCAUCUGGCACAACCUCACCUCCUGGACCUCGUUCAACGUUUCCAGAUACGCCCCUUCCCUGGAGGAUCUGAUCCUGGCCGGUCCUCGCAUGGUCAUGAAGCUCGGAAAGCUCGGCUCUUACAUUUCCUUCCCUGACGCCGUCGACUUCGGCCAGCGAGUUGUCCCCGACGCCACCGGCGCCGAUAUGUUUUCCACCACCUCCUCCGGCCCCGCCAGCAUCAUAUCCACCGGCUCCAACAUCGCCUCCGCCGCCCCCUCGAACCUAGCCGACCUAGACCCGACCGCUUCCGUAUAUCGGUUCUCUAUGGAGGGCGCAAAGGGCUUAGGUAGCGUCUUCAGCUACGCCACCAGCAAGUGGGCCCUCUGCUGCAUCGCCAUGGCAGUCGUUCUUAACAGGACACACAUUUUCGCCGCCACCCGCCGCCGCCUGAGACUCAAGUGGCACACCCGCCUGGCUCUGCGAAUCGCGCCUAUCGUUCUGUUUCUCAUACAAGCAAGGAGCAUACUGCAGUCCAUACAAUGUCAGACAUCUCCUGACUUCUCUGAGCUGCGGUGGGGGAACGCAAGCAAGAGUUCGGACCUGAUGUUCUCACAACAGAACGCGUUGCUGCAUGGGAUGAGCUCCACGUUACUGUUUGGCGCCACAGACGAGGAGUCGUGCUUGGCUGUGCAAAUGAUACCAUCAGGUUACGAGGAGUCACCAGAGCUCAAGGGCUCUUUAUCUCGGCUCUGGCCUCUGUUCGGUACCUUCUGUCUCAGUCAAGUCCUCGAGACCAUAUCGUGUGCCGUCCAAGGACGUCCAGUCUCCGCCGAGACGGGUAUGACACUCUUCGAGCAUUCCCUCGCAUUUGCCGAGGCCGACGCUGCAAUUAGCAAUCAGCUCGGCUGGGGUCUAUUCAGUUCUGGGGCCGCAAAUGCCACUGCCAAGGCGAGUGCUGGCGCGAACAUUGCCAUAAGUCGGUCGAUGAUCAUGAAAAGAGUCAACACCCCUCCUGAGGUCCUUCUUAUUGCCUUUUUCUCGGCGAUGAGCCACGUCACAAGCCACGUCCUUGGAGUCUUUGGCAAGCAGGCAAGAUUCCGCCUCAUCAGCACGGGGCUGUGGGCAUCGUGCUUCAUGGGAAGCAUCGUUUGGAGCGCCAUCACGUUCUCCUUGGAGGAUCCCGCCCGCCAGGGACUUCUCAGGUACCCCACUGUGUGUAUCAUCGGUUUCAUACCACACGUAUUGGUCUUGGUCGGCAUAAUAAUUUGCUUUACAAUCUAUUCCGUGGCCCUCGUGUUGUCUGCCCUAGCAACACCAGCAAAUGCGGAUGCGGAGCAGCCCUUGACGUUCAAACAGCGAGUUGCACUGGCGCACGCCAACAUGCAGGCGAACCUCUCGUUCUCUGACCUCCGGAUCACGAUGGAAAUGGACUUCUACACCGCACUGCUACGAACUGGGUUUGGUGCUAUCACCAUGGCGUCUGAAGCUGUCUACUUGAACGAAGACAGGCAUGUGGGCCUGAAGCGCACGACAUGGCUCGAGGAUGAGCGAUACCGAGAGAUUGAGGAAUUGAAAAUGAACUGGAUCAGCUCUGGUAUUCCAGGGUCACGAUAUGACUCAACUGGGGUCAUAGGCUUGGUCCCCGUUAAGGAUGGGCAGCUCAGGGCUACCAGUGGGUAUGCUCGUGAGAGAGCCGCGCAAAAGCUUUCGAAAUCUAGGGCUGGCGAGCGCCGCAGCAUGCGCGAUGGGGUUGGGGCGGCGGAGCGUAGUGGCCGCUGGCUACUAGCCCUGGACUACAUUAUGCACAUCAACAAGCUGGUUCUCACCACCUGGGCGAUGGCAGUAUGCAAGGUCCUCGCUUGUGUUGGCAUCCGAAACCCCCCAAAUUGGCUGAAGAACUGGUCGAGACUUCCAAAAUCCGGCCGACCAGAGGAGAAGCAUUCGAGGAGCAGCCGGCCGUACGAGGCCAUUAUCGCAGGAGAAGGGUCCAUCGGUCUCGCCGAGAUUCAUCGUGCUGACACCGUCGACGUGGAACAAGAGCUUCGACAGACUUAUAAUGACAAGGGAGCUUGGCCUGACGAGAGUGCGCGGGAGCGAUGGAUGGACAAUAGGCUGUAUCUCUGGUGGCUGUACGGAGGGUGGUGGGGAACCAAAGACAGGAGUGGCGACUAUAAGCCAGCAGCAGAGGAGGAGGACUCAGACUGGGAUGCCACUAGCGUAAUCACAGCAGCCGAGUCCGAAGCCUCAGCAAGUGAUGACAACGAAGACGAAUGGGAGGAUGACGAUGGCCAACGGACGCCUACCCAGCGGUCGCCGUAUACUUCCAGAGAGAGCACGCCGGUCUUUGAUAACCCCAUACAACCAUCCGACCUCGCUGCCCUUCUUCAUCCGCGCAGUUCCGAGGAGCGAAACCAAGCACGCGCUCUAGCCGCGCACCUCGGCUCGGACCGCAUCUUGACGCGCUCGGCCUACAGGCGGCUCGAGCAGUCUCAACGCUCACGCGUGAUCUUCCCCGGCCAGCACGCGCAUACUAUCAAGAAGAUGACAGCAGAGGAGGAAGCGGAGGUCCUGGAGCAGAUCUUACUCGAACGUCGAGCUGCGGCAGCUCCGGACGAUGGACCGGCCGGUACCACCGCCACCGCGGCGGGAUCGUGGGCUACGGGCGCGUCAGGCAUGGGGCCCGAUGGCCCUCAGUGCGUGGUGUGCCAUAGCUCGCCACGGACUAUUAUCGUGUGGCCGUGUCGAUGCCUCAGCCUGUGUGACGACUGCAGGGUCGCGCUCGCUAUGAACAACUUCGACAAGUGCGUCUGCUGUCGACGCGAGGUCAUCAGCUUCAGCCGGAUCUAUGUACCUUGA
Molecule: messenger RNA, 2898 nt
Organism: Diaporthe batatas
Lineage: Eukaryota; Fungi; Ascomycota; Sordariomycetes; Diaporthales; Diaporthaceae
Exons: 1
Coding region: 1-2898 (965 amino acids)
Biological process (GO): protein ubiquitination; ubiquitin-dependent protein catabolic process
Molecular function (GO): ubiquitin protein ligase activity
Source: RefSeq, a predicted model, not a curated record